Molecule: messenger RNA, 689 nt
Organism: Trematosphaeria pertusa
Lineage: Eukaryota; Fungi; Ascomycota; Dothideomycetes; Pleosporales; Trematosphaeriaceae
Exons: 1
Coding region: 1-621 (206 amino acids)
Source: RefSeq, a predicted model, not a curated record
AUGGAGUUUUCAACACAGGAAUGGGCAACCGCGAACGAAGCAGUGAGGGAAGUCCAUGCAAUUUCGCGUCGAGUCGAGAAGGAAGAGCAUGAACGGACCAUGGCCGACCUGGGGCGUAAGCACAAGACCGAGAUAGAGCGUCUGAGGCAUGAGCACGAGGCCAGAAUCGCAGAACUUAGGUCGGAGUACGAGCACAAGGAAGCAGUCCUACUGGAUCGAGUCAUGGAGGAUCUGGACACGGUGUCGGCGUCGAGCAAGAUGCAGAUGGCGCGGUAUGCGGAAGAGGCGGCGAAACUCAGGACCGAGGUGACAGAGCUGAAGGCACAGAACCAGCAGCUGACUACCCUGCUCAAGGAUUGGAGCUCAGAACGUGCGGCGCAAGCGGCGGAGCAGGCCGUGGAGAGUCUUCUAGGUUAUGUGAAGCGGCUUCAGAGGUUCAUCAAUGCUUUGAGCGGUGCCAGAGCAUCUACAGCAGAACUCUUACUCUCGAAGCUGGGGGAGAUCCAGGAGGGCAUCAAUGCGAAGGUUACUGUGGAGAAUGCAAGCACGCAUUUUAAUCGCCUCUCGGAGGAGAUUCGGAAGCUGCAGUCCGGCGUUGCUGGAAUGACGCUGCCUGGCUAGCGAGCUGCAGGCUGGGAUUGACUGCUUGACCGUAAUAGUGGAGCCGGUAUUUGGAAAGGGUCAGUUGC